Molecule: messenger RNA, 1142 nt
Organism: Raphanus sativus (radish)
Lineage: Eukaryota; Viridiplantae; Streptophyta; Magnoliopsida; Brassicales; Brassicaceae
Source: RefSeq, a predicted model, not a curated record
UAGAUUUUUUUAAAAAUGCAAAUAGCUUUUAAUGAUCGAAAAGAGCCGGAGGGAGUUUCCUAUAUAAACUCCUUCUCUGGCUCUCUAUAUCCCUCCCCCACACUCUCUCUCUUAACAUACUCUGCUCUUUCUCUCUCUACAUCCGCCAGCUUCUGUUCUAAGCUUAAGAGAAUGGAGUUCCAAAACCGGUACGGACUUACAACGACGCAGAAGUACGACUGUCUCUUAUUCGAUUUGGACGAUACUCUUUAUCCUCUUAGCACCGGAAUCGCAAGAGAGUGUGGGCAGAACAUCAAAGAUUAUAUGGUCGAGGAACUCGGUAUUCCGAAGGACAAAAUCGUUGAAUUGUCUAAUCUUCUCUACAAGAACUAUGGAACAACAAUGGCCGGUCUUAGAGCGAUCGGAUAUGACUUUGACUACGAUGAAUAUCAUAGCUUCGUCCACGGUCGUUUACCGUACGACAACAUAAAACCUGACCCUGUUCUUCGAAGCCUCUUGCUUAGCCUUCCUCUCCGCAAAGUCAUAUUCACGAACGCGGAUAGAGUUCACGCGGUCAAGGCGUUGAAGAGGCUGGGAUUAGAGGAUUGUUUCGAAGGGAUCAUAUGUUUCGAAACGCUUAACCCGACGCACACAAACGCAGUGUCUGGAAAUACCGAUAUUUUUGAUAUCGUUGGACAUUUCGACCGGUCUGAACCGGUUAGUUUGCUUCCGAAAACGCCUAUCGUGUGUAAACCGUCAGAAGCCGCUAUUGAGAAAGCUCUCGAAAUCGCCAAUAUUGACCCUAACCGAACGCUGUUCUUUGAGGACAGUGUCCGAAAUGUACAAGCUGGAAAACGCGUUGGUCUCGACACGGUUCUGGUUGGUGCACCAAACAAAGUCAAAGGAGCAGAUUACGCCUUCGAAAACAUUCACAACAUGAAGGAGGCGUUACCAGAGUUAUGGAAAUCGGACAGAAAAUCAGCUGAUGUUGGAUAUUCAGGCAAGGUCGCCGUUGAGACACCUGUCACAGCGUAGGACUGUUUCACCGUUGUACCUAAUUUUCAUCCACUGUCAUUUUCAAUCUUUUUUUCAAAUGACGUUAUGUCAUUUUUGUUUUUCGAGUCGUGUUUAUAAAUUUAAAUAAAAGCAGGAAAUAAUCUUCA